ACAGCCCGUAUCCAUCAGUACAAAUAUUGGAGCAUAUUAUAAUUCCUGCGCCGCUACCCCAGGCAAAUACUCAAACGCAGCCGUCAGAAAUGGUAGCUUUACAUCCACAAUCCGCGAUGGGUGACAUGCAUCAAUUUCCAAAUAAUCCAGCUCAACAACAACCAAAUUUACCACUACAGCUACCUGUAAAUAACGGCGGCAACAAUCACUUUCAUGCCCCGUUGCCUAGGGGGGAAAAAGAUAUGCAAUUACUAAGAGAAUUUUAUGAACACGUCUCGCCGCCGUCUUCAGCAGCCAUCGACCGAGAAGAGGCGCCACCACCACCACCGCCGCCGCCAUCUCAUGAAUCGCCCAGAUGGCACGAGCCGUCCACACCCCAAGAGCUGGCGAUGUUAUCAAUGGGGUGUCUGGAGAAGAUGCUGACAAUUUUCCAGGCCAGACAAAGAAAUUCCCAACUCCAGACGGAGCGUUUAGAACGGGAAUUGGCUGCACCACGGCUUCAAGAUGAAAACCUGCAUCGAGACAUGAAGUUUAUUAUAAAUUACAUGCAAUUUUUAAAGAAUAGCUAAUUUUUCUUUUUAAAUUUAAUUUCACAUUUGUAAUAGUAGGUACUUCGGUAGGUACUUACGAGUAAUAAGUAAAACAUUAAUGUAAUGUAGCUAAUUUUACGUAGAAAAUACAUGGAUUAUUUAAUGCGAUUGUUGAUAUUAAUUAAUUUAGUUUACCUGCCACAAACAUUCACGGUAUAACUUUAAAUGCAAUAUUUACGUACCUACCUGAGUUCGAGUGAGAAUACUAAUCGAAUUAAUCAUUAUCACAAAGAAACACCAAAAUUAUUUUCCACAACACAUCGCGAAUCGGCGAAUAUCACUGUGCAAUGAAAUGAGUGCAUACGCAAGUCGACAUAAUGCGAGCUGAUAAUUUUCUAUUUUUACCAAAUGCGCGAUACCAAGCAGAACGUCUAUUCACCGAAACCUUUCAAUUCAGUUGCAAGCGCUACAUGCACCUACGAGCAUACCGCAUAAUCAAUGAACACAAAUAAUUAACAUGGAGAAUUCCGAACGAGCCCUACUACUAAACAGGCAAAGAACGGAAUCUUCCACCCCUAAUUUAUCCUUACUGUUUGCAAUUAUAUGCAUCGUGGACGUUUUCGGCGUGUUUCCCAUAGUGUCUUUACCAAAAGCCGUCAUAGACUGCGGCUGGAAAGGAAUCCCGCUGGUCAUCUUUGUGUGCAGUUUGCAAAUGUACACCGCAGUUUUGUUGGGAAAAUGUUGGAUAAUUGCCGAAGAGAUUCAGCCCAGGAUUCAGUCGAAGAACCGCUACCCUUAUUCUGCGCUUGCCGAAAUAACGUACGGGGAAACAUUGGCUAAGAUCGUGACGUUUCUUUUAGAUGCGACUAUACUUUGCGCUGGAAUACCAAACUUGAUUUUAGCAUCCCAAAAUCUACAGCUGGUGGGAAUGAACUUGACAAACAACGAAUUUAAUAUGUCUUUCUGUUACUGGAUGAUCAUAAUAGGGAUGGUUAUGUGUCCCUUCCUGUGGCUGGGGAGCCCAAAGGAUAUGAAGUGCCUCUGUACUGUUUCAGUUUGUAUAGUGUCGUCUGUUUUUAUUUUAAUAUUUCUCAGUAUUAUUUCGGAUGAUGGAACCGCAUCAAGUGCCAGAACUAUGCCGUAUUACAGCCAGCCAUAUGUCUGGCAAAACUUGCUGUCCGGUUACGGAAUUAUAACAUUCCAGUAUGACAUUCAUCCCACAAUUUUAACGAUACUGGUGGAUAUGCAGAAUAAAAUGGAAAUUGGUAAAGCCGUUCUUGGAGGAUUCUUUGUGUCACUUGGAUUCUUUUCAAUCACAUGCCUUGCCGUUUACGUUCAUUUUGGUACAGAAAUAGGACCAAGCAUUUUAGAAAUGCUCCCCAGCACGAUUACAGUACAUUUUUGUGCGAUUUUGGUAGCGGUUCAGCUUAUGUUAUCGUCAGCAAUUGGGAAUAGUGCGUUAUAUCAGCACAUUGAAGAUUAUUUUGGAAUCCCACGAGAAUUUAAUUACAAGAGGUGUAUAAUGAGGAGUGUCGUAGCUGUAUUUUCUAUUAUACUUGCAGAAUCAGUUCCAAGGUUCGACUUGGUUAUGUCUUUGCUCGGAGGAGCGCUUACCGGUCCAUUAGUUUAUCUUCUUCCUCCACUAUUUUUUAUGAGAAUGCUCACUUUGCAAGACGCACACUUGAACACUAUUCAAAUGGAAGCUGUGUAUAAUACAGCCGUCGACGAGAAAGAUACGUUACCAACUGACUUUGGAAAAAUUAACCAUGGAUAUUUUAAAAUUCGGUUUAGAAAAGCGCAAGUUGCUUUUUGCAUGUUUAUUAUAUCGUGCGGAUUCUGCACGACGUUGGCAACUACCUACUGGAAUAUUGUUAAUACCAUUAGAUACGUACAUUUUAGCCCCCCGUGUAUCGUUAACAUUUAUAACUCUACACAGUGGUGGCAGGUUUAA
Molecule: messenger RNA, 2481 nt
Organism: Photinus pyralis (common eastern firefly)
Lineage: Eukaryota; Metazoa; Arthropoda; Insecta; Coleoptera; Lampyridae
Product: amino acid transporter AVT1B-like
Exons: 9
Coding region: 1048-2481 (477 amino acids)
Source: RefSeq, a predicted model, not a curated record